AUACAAUAGCGAUUAGGAUUUUUAGUUAUAUUUUUAAAUGAAAGCAUUUUCAAGAAUGACUGCCGAGCGUUCACUACUAUUAUUGUCCUCAUCGCGAGUCUUUGGUUAUGGUUAUUUGGAACAUACCAAGGAAGAUAUAAUCAAGUUCUUUAACAAAAAAAAUGUAACAAAGAUACUUUUUGUGCCUUAUGCACUACCCAAUCAUGAUGACUAUACAAAUGUAGUUAGCAAUGCCUUAACUCCCUGGGGUUAUGCGGUGGAGGGUAUUCAUACCAAAGCCAAUCCGGUUGAGGCUGUAUCUUCAGCUCAAGCUAUAUUUGUGGGUGGUGGUAAUAGUUUUGUUUUAUUAAAAACAUUGUAUGAAUUAAAUCUUGUGGAUGCCAUAAGGGAACAGACGUUAAAGAAAGGCAUUCCUUAUAUGGGCAGUAGUGCGGGUACUAAUGUUGCUACACGUUCUAUUAAUACCACCAACGAUAUGCCUGUGGCACAUCCUCCCACUUUUGAGGCCUUAAAUUUAGUGCCAUUCAAUAUUAAUCCACAUUAUUUGGAAACAGACCCAAAUACAGAACAUAAGGGUGAGACGAGAGAUCAACGUUUGGAAGAAUUUUUACUUUAUCAUAAAAGGCCUGUGUUGGGUUUACGUGAAGGCACUGCUGUUUUAGUUGAGGGCGACAAAGCCACAUUGAUUGGUGAUAGAAAUGCUAAGCUGUUUAGACCUAAAUUGGAGCCAAUAGAAUUUGAACCCCAAUCAGAUUUAAGUUUUUUAUUACAUGAUCUGUAAAUUUUUAAUAGCGACAGAAUAUAUUUUGUAACAAAUAAACAAAUAUGAAUUUUUUUAACCAAAUAACAUAA
Messenger RNA from Calliphora vicina (urban bluebottle blowfly), 852 nucleotides. RefSeq names its product probable alpha-aspartyl dipeptidase. NCBI's taxonomy places the organism in Eukaryota, Metazoa, Arthropoda, Insecta, Diptera, Calliphoridae. Gene Ontology annotation, molecular function: serine-type peptidase activity. The coding region runs from base 38 to 781 and encodes 247 amino acids. Gene Ontology annotation, biological process: proteolysis. The record is from RefSeq and is a predicted model, not a curated record. The transcript is spliced from 3 exons.